UUGAGAGUAUCUGUGGAGCGGUGAAGAGCUGUAGAGUUUGGAGAAGUUCUGCAGGGUUUCUGAAAGAGGCACUUGAUUUGGGUCUAGUCUUGGAUGAUUGUUCUUCAUGGCUAUGAAGGAGUUUUGUGUUUGGAAAGGGCUCAUUUUAGCCUUUUUUCUCUUUGCUGUUGAUGGACAGACAUCAGGACCAUCCUUCUUGGUGACAUUUUCUGCAGUGAUCGAGUCUGGCUCUAAUGCCAAAUUGUGUGCAAGUCUUUUAAAACCCAAUGAGAGUCUUGCGUUGACCAUCUAUCUGGUUGAUGACAAAAACCGGACCACACAGCUCGUGCAGCAGAGAUCUUCAACGGAGUUUCACCGCUGUUUUAGUUUCCAGGCUCCUCAUGUAGACGGCGAAUUGGUGCAGAAACUGAGGGUGGUACUUCAAGGGAGGUUCUUCAAAAUGACCGAAGAGAGGAAAGUCCUGUUCAGACGUUACCUUCCUCUGACCUUCAUCCAAACUGACAAACCCAUCUAUAAUCCAGGACAAAUGGUGAACUUCAGGGUUGUGACCAUGGAUGCUAAAUUUGUUCCUCUUGAUCAAAUGUACAGUCUAGUGGUGGUGGAGGACAAUCAUAAUAACCGGAUUGGUCAGUGGACCAACGUUUCCUCAACAGGGUGGAUAUUGCAGCUUUCUCACCAGUUAAACCCUGAGGCUCAGGUUGGGAUGUACACACUGAGGGCUUUUAUUGGUGACCGAAUGAUGUCACAGGUUUUUGAGGUGAAAAAGUAUGUUUUACCCAAGUUUGAUGUCACCUUGAUUGCACCACUGAUGUAUAGUGUGGGAGAUGUGGGACUGAAAGUUGAGGCUUGUGCCAAUUACACAUAUGGGCAACCUGUACCUGGUCAAGCGUUGGUGGAAGUGUGUCGUGAGCCGUUCCCGUACGCGGUGGUACCUGGCCUGUCUCGUGUGUGUCUUAUCAAAACUGCUAUGAUGAACAAAACUGGCUGUGUUUCCCUUACCAUCAGUACAUCAAUGUUUUUCAACACCAAAUUUGGAAAUGACCUGCAAGAUUUAUUUCUAGUUAACGUGAAUGUCACGGAGGAGGGAACAGAUGUAAUGAUGUCAAAAUCCACAACUGUGUCCAUUACGUUUGAAGUUGGCAAGGUCACGUUUUUGGACCUCCCAGGUUUCUUUACCUAUGGAUCAAUAAUUAACGGAAAGAUCUCAGCAUCUUAUUUCAAUGGGACUCCAAUCGCAAGCAAAGCAGUCCAUCUCCUGGAUGGUAGCCAAUGGCCCAACAAACUGCUGCUGAAUCUGACUACGAACAUGAAUGGACUGGCUGCCUUCUCCCUGAACACUGCUGAUCUCCCUAAAGCUGAUCUCAAUCUGGUGGCAAGUGCAACUUCACAGGUUGUUUAUGGAUAUAAAUCGCCCUACUUCAGUACGGACACGAGGACUGUGCCGCUCUUCCAAACUGCUACUCCCAAUAACCCAACCUUUAGUGAACUGACUAUAGUCAAGUUUGAACAACCACUGAAAUGUGGUGCCAAGUAUCCAGUUACAGUCAAAUAUUCAUUUGUUGGUGAAACUGGUGACUACAGUGCUGACAUAAUCUAUAUGGUGUUGUCCAGAGGAGUGAUUGUUCUGCAUGGAUUUCAAAAGGUCCAAGUGAGGGCUUUGAAUGCACUUAAAAGUGGCACUGUGCCAUUUGAGCUGUCUGUCAGUCUUGAUAUGGCUCCAGUAGUGCAGAUUCUGGCCUUCUGUGUUCUGCCCAGUGAGAAUGUAGUUGCUGCUAGUGCAGCUUUUGACACUGAAAUGUGUUUCCAAAACCAGGUGUCUCUGCAGUUUUCUCCACCUACGGCUGUUCCUAGUGAGGGCAAUGUUUUGACCGUCUCCGCUCAAGCAGGAUCCCUGUGUGGCCUCAGCGCUGUUGAUCAGAGCAUCCGGAUCAUGGAGCCAGGAAGACGUUUGAGCGCUCAAGCGGUGUUCGACUUGCUCCCAGUGCGAUCACUAUCGGAUCUGUAUCCUGUUGAGGAUGAACAGGAGUGCCUGAAUGUUCGCCCCCGUCGAGCUGUUCCUGCAGGCCAAGCUUACGAAGUUUUCAAGAGUGUGGGGAUUAAGGUUGCAACAAAUCUGCCUGUCCAAGAACCUCACUGCCUGAUGUACAGAGACCUGAAUUACUAUCGCAACUUCCAUCACAUGUAUUUUCGUGGUCCUGAAGCCUUUGCAGUGGCUGCUGCACCAGUAGGAGAGGGCGCUGGAGGUGAUGGUAGCUCCUCUUUUGACGUGACCGUCAGGACUUACUUUCCAGAAACAUGGAUCUGGCAGCUUGCUCAAGUGGGAAACACUGGAUCCACACGAGUUCCUCUGAAGGUUCCUGACACCAUCACCACAUGGGAGACUGAGGCGUUCUGCCUGUCCUCCAAAGGUUUUGGCUUGGCUCCUCCAGUUCAGCUGACUGUCUUCCAGCCCUUCUUCCUGGAGCUCUCCCUGCCUUACUCCAUCAUCCGUGGAGAGUCUUUUGAGCUGAAGGCCACAGUCUUCAACUAUCUGUCCAAGUGCAUCAUGGUUAAAGUGACUCCAGCUUCUUCCUUGGACUUCAGUCUUAGACCUUUAAAUGAGCCGUAUUCAUCCUGUCUCUGUGCCAAUGGGAGAAAGACCUUUAAAUGGAUUCUCUCCGCUUCUGUUCUCGGAUCUGUAAAUGUAACUGUCAGUGCUCUGGCUGAACAAUCCCAGGUUCGAUGUGGCACUGAAGUUGUGACCGUGCCAACAAGAGGACGCAUUGACUUGGUUACUCGCAGUCUACUGGUUCUGCCUGAAGGAGUUGAAAGGAUCUUCACCCAGAGUUGGUUAUUGUGCCCAAAGGGAAGUCUCCUUUCAGAAGACGUGUCUCUGACGUUUCCAACAAAUGUGAUCCAGGGAUCAGCCAAGUGCUCAGUUUCAGUCCUUGGGGACAUAAUGGGUCGUGCGCUAAAGAAUCUAGAUAACUUAUUACAGAUGCCAUCUGGCUGUGGAGAACAAAAUAUGAUCGUUCUUGCUCCCAAUAUUUACAUCCUCCAGUACCUGGAAGCCACUGGACAGCUCACCCCAACCAUCCGACAGACUGCCAUUGGUUACCUUCAGAGUGGAUACCAAGGACAACUGAACUACAGGCACAGUGAUGGUUCAUACAGCACGUUUGGUUACGAUGCAUCCAAUACAUGGUUGACCGCCUUUGUCAUGAGGUCUUUUGGCCUAGCAAGGCGUUUCAGCUUCAUUGAUCCCAGUGUCCUCCAGAGCGCAAAGGAUUGGCUGAUCGGCAAACAGGGUUCAGAUGGCUGUUUCAUGCAGCAGGGAACUCUGUACCACAAUGACAUGAAGGGUGGUGUUGGUGAUAACGUGACCAUGACGGGCUACGUUGUUGCGUCGCUGCUUGAACUAGGUGUCCUUGUAACGGAUCCCAUCAUCACCAAUGCUCUGUCUUGCUUGAGGCCUGUCGUUGGGAACCUGGGAAACACUUACACCACGGCUCUGCUCGCCUACACCUUCAGUCUGGCUGGAGAGACCAGCACUCGAGCACAGCUUUUAAAUGCCUUGGACAACGUUGCCAUUUCUGAAGGCACUAAGCUCCACUGGUCUCAGACUACAUCUGGUGACACUCUGGCGGUGGAGAUCAGCUCCUAUGUGCUGCUGGCGGUUCUCUCUGUACAGCCUCUCACGACAGCUAAUCUGGGCUAUGCUAACCGCAUUGUCAACUGGCUCGUGGCCCAUCAGAAUCCUUAUGGAGGCUUUUCUUCCACCCAGGACACUGUGGUGGCUCUUCAUGCUUUGUCUCUGCUCGCCGCUGAAGUGUUCAGCCUGGAAGGCUCCAGCACUGUUACUGUACAGUCAUCGUCUGUGGCAGGAGAGGUGUACAACUUCAAUGUGAAUCGAGACAACAGGCUGCUGUAUCAGGAGAAGCCGCUGAAGAAUGUUCCUGGCAGAUAUAGUGUUAGAGGGAAGGGCUCCACCUGUGUGUCUGUGCAGGUUGCUUGUUUGUACAACAUCCCGACACCCAUUAAAGCUUCCAGAACACUUAGCGUUGAAGUGAAGGUGGCAAGAGACUGCAAAGUGCAUGGAGCGGAUCUCGUGUUGAACAUCACUGUGAAGUACAACGGUGCAAAACCAACUACCAACAUGGUUAUCGUUAACGUUAAACUCCUGUCGGGUUUCACAGCGGAUACCUCACUGCUUGGCUCGCCACUGGAUACAUUUGCUCCAUUAGUGCAGCGGGUUGAUACUGGAGAUGACCAUGUGCUUGUGUAUCUGAAAGAGGUUCCCAAGGGUGCCCCCGUGACCUACAGGCUACAACUGAAACAGGUUCUUGCAGUGCAGAAUCUCAAGCCAGCGGUUGUUGAGGUUUAUGACUACUAUCAGCCAAGUGAUGUGUUCGAGACAACAUACAUGCCUCCCUGUCCAUGAUUGUGCUUAAUUUCUGGCUAAAGGAUGAAUUAAAUGACUCCUUUUAAAAACCA
This is a messenger RNA of Sinocyclocheilus grahami, 4473 nucleotides long. RefSeq names its product alpha-2-macroglobulin-like. The coding region runs from base 107 to 4420 and encodes 1437 amino acids. The record is from RefSeq and is a predicted model, not a curated record. Gene Ontology annotation, cellular component: extracellular region. The transcript is spliced from 34 exons. Gene Ontology annotation, molecular function: endopeptidase inhibitor activity. NCBI's taxonomy places the organism in Eukaryota, Metazoa, Chordata, Actinopteri, Cypriniformes, Cyprinidae.